AUGCCUGGCGCCGCGGACAAGGCCUCGGAGCUGUCCGAGAGGAUUGAGAGUUUCGUGGAGGCCCUGAAGCGGGGCGGCGGGCGGCGCAGCUCUGAGGACAUGGCUCGGGAGACGCUGGGGCUGCUGCGCCGGAUCAUCAUGGACCACCGCUGGAGCAACGCAGGAGAGCUGAUGGAGCUCAUCCGCAGAGAAGGCCGGAGGAUGACGGCCGCGCAGCCCUCAGAGACCACCGUGGGCAACAUGGUGCGGAGAGUGCUCAGGAUCAUCCGGGAGGAGUACGGCAGACUCCACGGACGCAGCGACGAGAGCGACCAGCAGGAGUCCCUACACAAACUGUUGACAUCCGGAGGCCUAAGCGAGGACUUCAGCAUUCCUUACUCCCAACUCCAGUCCAACAUCAUCGAGGCAAUUAAUGAGCUGCUUGUGGAACUGGAAGGGACAACGGAAAACAUCGCAGCCCAGGCUCUGGAGCACAUCCACUCUAAUGAGGUGAUCAUGACCAUUGGCUACUCCCGAACAGUGGAGGCCUUCCUCAUAGAGGCUGCGCGGAAGAGGAAGUUCCAUGUCAUUGUGGCCGAGUGUGCUCCUUUCUGUCAGGGUCACGAAAUGGCAGUCAAUUUGUCUAAAGCAGGUAUUGAGACAACUGUCAUGACUGAUGCCGCCAUUUUUGCUGUGAUGUCAAGAGUCAAUAAGGUGAUCAUUGGCACAAAGACCAUCCUAGCAAAUGGUGCCCUGAGAGCGGUAACAGGAACUCAUACUCUGGCAUUGGCAGCAAAACACCAUUCCACUCCACUCAUCGUCUGUGCCCCUAUGUUCAAACUUUCCCCACAGUUUCCCAAUGAAGAAGACUCAUUUCAUAAGUUUGUGGCUCCUGAAGAAGUUCUGCCCUUCACAGAAGGGGACAUUCUGGAGAAAGUCAGCGUCCAUUGCCCUGUGUUUGACUAUGUUCCUCCAGAGCUCAUUACCCUCUUUAUCUCCAACAUUGGUGGGAACGCACCUUCCUACAUCUACCGCCUGAUGAGUGAACUGUACCAUCCUGAUGAUCAUGUCCUAUGA
Messenger RNA from Pipistrellus nathusii (Nathusius's pipistrelle), 1056 nucleotides. The record is from the annotation of a GenBank genome assembly. Lineage: Eukaryota; Metazoa; Chordata; Mammalia; Chiroptera; Vespertilionidae.